This is a messenger RNA of Syngnathus typhle (broad-nosed pipefish), 6373 nucleotides long. Its product is annotated as liprin-alpha-1-like. Gene Ontology annotation, cellular component: presynaptic active zone. Gene Ontology annotation, biological process: synapse organization. The record is from RefSeq and is a predicted model, not a curated record. The transcript is spliced from 31 exons. NCBI's taxonomy places the organism in Eukaryota, Metazoa, Chordata, Actinopteri, Syngnathiformes, Syngnathidae. Gene Ontology annotation, molecular function: protein binding. Bases 983 to 4699 code for a protein of 1238 amino acids.
GAAAGGAGCUUGCGACUGAAAGCCCACCAUUGGCUGUCCCGACUGCCCAAGCUGGCAGGCUGUGGCGUCAGGGAAGGACUGGACUGACAGACGCUAACGUGGAAAUACCAGAAACUAAGGAUAUAACAUUGGAAACUCGAACAAUGGGAUUUUUAUGCUAAUUGUGGAUUCCCCAGGUUGACGAUAACUAAUGUUCAAGCGUUGUCUGGAAGUUUCAGAGUUGAUCCCGAUGUGGUGACGCUACAGCUCAGAGUCGACGGGAAGCUAAUGUUAGCCGACGCGCUAACGCUACUUGCGCUAUUAAUUGUUUUUGUCAAAUUUAUCGUCUUAACUUGGCGUGUAAAACCGUAUCAACACUCGAGUUGAUGUCAGGCACAUAGACUCCAGAGAUGUUGGCAUUUGAUCAACUUUCCCACAACUCGUCGUCGUCGUUAUCUUGGCGAAGUUAGUCUUUCUAACUAGCGAGCGUUAGCCACCUAGCUGGCUAGUAGCUAACGUUGGCUAACUGUUGACUCCAAACGGAUUUAAAGCCAAAGAAUUUAGCUUUAAAUUAAGCCAAGGCUAGUAAGAGCACAGCUGUUUCCACGUCAGCGUACUUGCUGUACGGUGUGCUGUCUACUUGUUUUAAAGUGAUACAUCCACCCGGAAGCGCUUUACUUUUUUAAAGUCGUUGUUGGUUUGAAACGUAAAGAAAACACUUCUAGAUAUGCAAAUGACUGAAUCAAUCACCGGUUUACUUGCCUAAUGCUAGCUAGCUCUGACCGAGUUAGCCGGCCGAAGUUGGAAUCCUGCCCCCUGCUCAAUGAGCUUGCUUUGAGGCCUUGUCUACUGUGGAAACAUAUCCAAAGCCUUAAUACAGUUUCCCAGCUUCUGAGUGGAGUUCAUAUUUUAAUGUUUGGAUUUUUGGUCGUCUUCUUCACGAACUGAUAGGAGCACCUGGACGCCGUUUACCUGCCGGUGGGAAAUAUUGUUGAUUUUCAAGAUGAUGUGUGAAGUGAUGCCCACCAUCAGUGAGACAGAAGGGCCCAAUGGAGGAGGUGGCACAGGUCAUCGAGGGUCCGGCUCCCCAUUACAGUCGGACUCUGAAGGUCAUUUUGAAUCACUGAUGGUGUCCAUGUUAGAGGAGAGGGAUCGUCUUCUUGAGACUCUGAGGGAGACCCAAGAAAAUCUGAGUUUGGCUCAGGGUAAACUGCAUGAGGUCGGCCACGAAAGGGACUCCCUCCAGAGACAACUCAACACUGCUUUGCCACAGGAGUUUGCAGCACUAACAAAAGAGGUGAAUAUGUGCCGGGAACAACUGCUGGAAAAGGAGGAAGAGAUUGCAGAACUGAAAGCUGAGAGAAACAACACACGGCUCCUCUUGGAGCAUUUGGAGUGCCUGGUUUCUCGUCAUGAGCGGAGUCUGAGGAUGACAGUCGUGAAACGACAAGCUCAGUCUCCUGCUGGAGUCUCAAGUGAAGUGGAAGUCCUCAAAGCCCUUAAGUCACUUUUUGAACACCAUAAAGCCCUUGAUGAGAAGGUACGGGAGAGACUGCGAGUCGCCUUGGAAAGAUGUAGUGCUUUGGAGGAACAGUUAACUCUGUCACACAAAGAGUUGGUUUACCUCAGGGAGCAGGGCUGCCAGAAAAGGGGAUUGGCUGAUGGAACCAGUGAGGUCAACCACAACUCUGAAAAUACACCAAGCACGAAUGGGAAGCGGUCAUCUGAUGGAUCACUCAGUCAGGAAGAUGAGUCUGGUUCUGGUUUCGGCAAGGUUGGGGAACUCCAGGGUGUUGUGGACCGUCAAACCGCUGAUCUGGGCCAGAUGAAGGAGCGCAUGGCUGCGAUGGCAUCUCGAAUCAGUGAGCUGGAGGAAGAUGUGGACACUGCGAGAAAAGACCUCAUCAAAUCUGAAGACAUGAAUACACGAUUACAGAGAGACCUCAGAGAAUCUAUGGCUCAGAAGGAGGAUAUGGAAGAGAGGAUCACCACUCUAGAGAAGCGCUACCUGGCAGCUCAGCGGGAGGCUACGUCCGUCCACGACCUCAAUGACAAGCUGGAGAAUGAAGUCGCUAACAAGGAGUCCCUGUUUAGACAAACUGAAGACAGAAACCGGCAGCUUCAAGAGAAACUGGAACUAGCAGAGCAGAAGCUGCAGCAGACUAUCCGCAAAGCAGAGACUCUGCCAGAGGUGGAAGCCGAGCUAGCACAACGGGUAGCUGCCCUCACAAAGGCAGAGGAACGACACGGUAACGUGGAAGAGAGAUUGAGGCAGCUGGAGUCCCAGUUGGAGGAGAAGCACCAGGAACUGCUCAGGGCAAGGCAAAGAGAGAAGAUGAAUGAGGAGCACAACAAGCGCCUCUCUGAGACAGUGGACAAGCUCCUGUCUGAGUCCAACGAGAGACUCCAGCUUCACCUUAAAGAGAGGAUGUCUGCUCUGGAGGACAAGAACGCGCUCAUAAGGGAACUUGAGCACACUAAGAAACUGAUAGAGGAGUCUCACCAUGAAAAGGAGCAGCUUUUGAUUCAGAUUGAAACGUUGAGGGCUGAAAAUGAGCAGGGUAGGAGCAGAAGCAACUCGUUAUUACAUGGUCGAUCGCAGCUGGGAAGCACCCCAGACUUCAGGUAUCCGGUGUCUGCUUCCUCAAUGAUGGACAGUAACUCAGACCAUUAUGGUGGUGCUCUUGUGUUAAGGCGGCCCCAAAAAGGAAGAGUAGCAGCCCUUAGAGAUGAACCAUCCAAGGUGCAGACUCUUAAUGAACAGGAGUGGGAGCGUGUCCAACAGGCCAAUGUACUUGCUAAUGUGGCCCAGGCUUUCGAGAGUGAUAUGGAUGCCUCGGACCUGGAGGAGGAUCGAGAGACCAUCUUCAGCUCUGUCGAUCUUUUGUCCCCUGGUGGUCAGGCAGAUGCACAGACUCUGGCCUUAAUGCUGCAGGAGCAACUUGAUGCGAUCAACAAUGAAAUCAGAAUGAUUCAAGAAGAGAAGGAAAACACAGCCAUCCGAGCUGAGGAAAUUGAGUACAGGGUGGGCAGUGGCGACAGCCUUGGAGGACGUUUCCGUUCAAUAAGCUCCUUACAGCCUUCACUAUCUGCCGGCUCUCCUAUGGGCAGCAACUCUCCUCCAGGCUCUGGCCACUCCACACCAAGACGUAUUCCUCACAGCCCCCAUAGAGAAUUAGACCGGAUGGGUGUCAUGACCCUGCCUAGUGACCUGCGCAAGCAUCGCAGGAAGUCAGCUCAGGAUGACAAAACCACUAUCCAGUGUGAGACGUCACCCCCCACCACUCCUCGCUCUAUGCGCCUAAACAGGGAUGCAGGUUAUGCUGCCAGCCAUGAGGACAUAAGAGACAUUCGAGGUCUUGGCAUACAAGAUGGGCAGGGUAGCAACCCCAGCAGCAGUAACAGCAGCCAGGACUCUCUGAACAAGGCAGCCAAGAAAAAAAGCAUUAAGUCUUCCAUUGGACGCCUUUUUGGGAAGAAGGAGAAAGGUCGGCCUAGUCUUCCUGGAAAGGACUCUCCCAGUCAAGGUGGCACUCCUGAAGCAGAGAACUCACCUAAGGACGGCUUGGGAAUGGGCACCCUGGGAGGCCCUGCAGAAAAAAACAGAAAACUGCAGAAGAAUCCAAAGACAGGGCACGAACUGUUAGAUGAGGCGCGCAGGCAGGGCCUGCCUUUUGCCCAAUGGGAUGGACCAACUGUUGUCGUUUGGCUUGAGCUGUGGGUGGGCAUGCCUGCUUGGUAUGUAGCUGCCUGUCGCGCAAACGUAAAGAGUGGAGCCAUUAUGUCAGCACUUUCCGACACUGAAAUCCAGAGGGAGAUUGGCAUCAGCAACCCUUUGCAUCGUCUGAAACUUCGUCUUGCCAUCCAGGAAAUCAUGUCGCUCACCAGUCCUUCUGCCCCUCCCACCUCAAGAACGACGACAGGAAACGUUUGGGUCACACAUGAAGAAAUGGAAAGUUUGGCAGCCACACCUCCUACGACAUUGGCAUAUGGAGACAUGAAUCAUGAAUGGAUUGGUAAUGAGUGGUUACCCAGCUUGGGUCUACCACAGUACCGCUCAUAUUUCAUGGAGUCCCUGGUGGACGCCCGCAUGCUCGAUCACUUGACCAAGAAAGACCUCCGGGGACAGCUGAAGAUGGUUGACAGUUUCCACAGGAACAGUUUUCAGUGCGGAGUAAUGUGCUUAAGGAGGCUCAACUAUGACCGGAAAGAGCUGGAGAGGAGAAGGGAAGAGUGUCAGCUGGAGUUCAAUGAUGUGCUGGUGUGGAGUAAUGAGCGUUUGAUAAAUUGGAUUCAGGCUAUUGGGCUGAAAGAGUACAGUGCCAAUCUCUAUGAAAGUGGUGUUCAUGGGGCUCUGCUUUCUCUGGAUGAAACCUUUGAUCACAACACCCUGGCACUCCUGCUGCAGAUUCCCACACAGAACACUCAGGCACGAGCAACUCUUGAGCGGGAGUACAACAGUUUGCUGGCCAUUGGUACCGACAGAAGGAUGGAAGAGGAUGAGGACAAGAACUUCCGGCGAGCUCCCUCAUGGCGAAAGAAGUUCAGGCCCAAAGACAUGAGGGGGAUGCCUUUGGGUGCGUCAGACACUCUGCCUGCCAACUUCAGAGUGACCAGCAACGCAUCAUCUCCCUCCACCCAGCCAAAGAGGAGCCCAAUGGACGGAAGUCAGUCUAUACAGAGGCUGGACACUGCUACUGUCAGGACCUACUCUUGUUAACAUAAACCUCACACAACGUUUAUCCUCAUUAUUUCUAUAGGUAACCGCUGGUCAGAAGAUGAAGGGGAAUUCCCUGCUUUCAAAACCAGGAUGAUGAACUAACAGAUUUUUACUAAAAAUAUGACACAGUAUCACAGAGAAAGAUCUCUCACCAAUCUCAGUGUCCCGAGAGGAAACUAUGUAGAUGUCCACAUUUCUUAUAUUUAUGUAAACCAAUGGGACAAUUAUAUGAUUUUAGAACAUAAUGUAAUUGUUUUGCCUCAACCCCUUUAAACUUUUUACAUUUCUUCACUGUGCUCAUCAGCUCUCAGAUGUAGGUAACUGAAUGUUUCAAAUGUCUGGAGUUUGUAUAUUUCUACCAACAGAAGUUUUAUCUAAUCUUUUUAUAAUCUUCAUUUGACCAGAUGUAUGUUUUUUCCUUGUUGAUUUGAAAUAUAAUCAAUGGUUAAGUGACUUGUGAUAUAAUUUAAUUCUAUAUAGUUACCCCCUCUUUUAACUGUUAAAAUGUUUCUUGCUUAUUAUGUUUGACAAUGUAAAUGCAGCUGUUAUGCAGGUCAAUGUGUGUGUGUGUGAGAAUAUCAAACUGCUGGAGACCAUUUUGCAAACUGCUCAACACUGUGACCAUCACCAUUCAAAUAACUGCUGCUGGUAAGCCAGGUGAUGUUGAGAACACUUAUCACGUGUAACACAGGACCUCUCAACGCACGCACGCGCGCGCGCGCACACACACACACACACCAAAUGUUUUAAAUUCAAGAAACUAAAGCCAUACAUCAGUUACAGGAAAGCAAGGGCCACUUUAAGUGCGAGUGAAAGUUAAAUGCAAUGUUCUUUGUGUUUCACCUUGCAUGCAAGGACACUCCCUUUCCCAUCCCUGCCAACUUUGCCUGUCCUUUAACCCCUCAACUAUGGAGAGACAUAUCUGCACAGGAGGGGGUUUAACAUACAGAAGAACUGAAAAGACUAUAUGCCCGAGCGGACCAAUUUCACUGAAGCCUCUGUUAAUCCCUACUGCAAGUAGACAGGCUCAAACUAGUAAUGGGAAAAUGAAGUGUAAAAUUUGCUUCUUAAACCAGUUGUAUUAUUUGUAACUGCUCUAGAUGGCACUGUUGGUGUGAAGAAUGGCACUGUUGGUGUGAAGAAACGGGGUCAGUGUACUUUCAGCCCAGUGUCAAACAGAAAGUGCCAUCUAUUGGGCUUAACACAACAACUGGUUCACAAAGGGUCUUGAAGCGUAGUUUUCCCAUCACUAGUUUGAAUCUUAAAAAAACACUUUUUACAAAGACGUUAUAUGAAGCCUUAUUGUUUAUUGAUUAGACAGUCUUCUGCGUUCUUAUUUAUUAUUACUCAUUUUUGUUCUCUUCACUAUCAUAGCUUAAGAUGUAGUUUUCUUUCUCCUAUAGGUCUUGUCUGCUUUCACAACAAUGGUUUCACAUUAAUCUCCAUGACAAAUUGAAAGAAACCAGCUUUCUUUAACACUUAGUAUAGUCUCUCAAUUCCAAAUUCUGUUUUCAUUUUUGUAAUUUCUUUCAUGCCCUGUGGAAAUCAUGUUGCUAUUAUUAGUCCUGUUAUUUGAAUUGUCUGAUGAUGUAACAAUGUACAGUCUGAGUACUUAUAAACUAUUUUUAUCACACUAUUAUUUAUUGCUUUCUUUCAAUAAAAUACUGAAACAGA